UAGAGGAUCGAGAAAUAAUUUUCGAUUCUUGUGCGCGGAGGCUUUCCACUGUCCGGUUUUAUUAUGUUUAUCGGGAGUGGUCUAUGGCCACCAGAAACCCUGACAAUGAACCGAAGAAAUAAAUUAUUUUUCAUUCAAUUUAAAAGCCAAUAAAGUAUGCGUACGAAACGGAUUUUGACAAAUGCUUGAAAUUUAACUUCAAUUUCAAUUAUUCAGAAAGCAUUUUUUUUUUCAAAAUGUCUAGUUUUCGGGAGAUGCGUUUCGAUGAUUUAUUCAAAAUUAAUUCUUUAGUUUUCGAUGCACAAACCGAGGUUUAUAGCUUGACCUUGUUUAUCAAGCAUUUGCUGGAAUUUUCAGGACUUACACAGAUUGCUGAGGCUCCUGAUAGCAGACGAAUUGGCUAUAUAUUUGGUUACCUGGCUGAGCAUAAUAAAGAACCAUAUACCCAUGUGGCCUCAUUGACUGUAUCUGCGGAAUAUCGACGCAUUGGUCUGGCCACCGCAUUAAUGGACUGCUUUUUUCUGAAGUCCGAUCACAAAGGAUCUUCUUUUGUCAACCUCUUUAUGCGAGCCGGCAAUGAGGCUGCCCAUCGACUGUACUGUUCCUUGGGCUAUGCUCAUUGCAAAACUUUAAUCGACUACUACGCGGAUCGCCCGGAACCAGAGAAUGCCUACGAGAUGAUAAAGUACAUACCCCGCUCCAUGGAGGUUUAAUACGAAGAACUUCCGCGGUGCCAACACCAUGUGUUUUCAGUAUAGAUUUUAGUUUCUUUCAAACUAAACAGCUAAUUAAAGAAAUUCAAUUGAGGUGAA
Drosophila gunungcola (fruit fly) is the source of this 812-nucleotide messenger RNA. Its product is annotated as N-alpha-acetyltransferase 20. Gene Ontology annotation, molecular function: protein-N-terminal amino-acid acetyltransferase activity. The coding region runs from base 237 to 713 and encodes 158 amino acids. Gene Ontology annotation, biological process: N-terminal peptidyl-methionine acetylation. The record is from RefSeq and is a predicted model, not a curated record. NCBI's taxonomy places the organism in Eukaryota, Metazoa, Arthropoda, Insecta, Diptera, Drosophilidae. Gene Ontology annotation, cellular component: NatB complex. The transcript has a single exon.